UUGUUUCUGAUAGUCGUGUCUCCUCUCUUUCUGGGUUUGUUUAGGAACCAUGGGUGGUUUGACCUAAACAGCUCUAGGAGAGAGUUUUCCCUUAUAUAUUAAAAUUCCUCUAGUAUAUAUUUCAUGUAAGCUUUGUUAUAAACAAGUCAUUAGGUUUCAUUAAUCUCCUUUUCAAAAACAAUGUAUCAUAAACCUGUGCAAUGAGUCUGAUCCACCGUUGCGUUGCCAGUUUGCAGCUGGAACAACCAACGAACACCUGCAAGUGAUUCAAGACAUCGAUGAGCUUGACCUGGACAAUCAGCUAGGCGUCGCGGAUUACAUUGAGGAUAUCUACAACUUCUACAAAGUUGCCGAGGUAACCGCAUAAUUAACUCUUACGUAGCGUGUGCAAAAACCUUGUGAUAUGUUGCUUGUCUCUGAAAGUCUGAAUCUGAAGUCGAUCUUUGCUGUCCGUUGCAGAACGAGUGCCGCCCCUGCGACUACAUGGACUCCCAGGUGGACAUCGACUCGAGGAAGCGGGGCGCCCUCGUCGACUGGAUAAUAAGAGUGCAUGAAAAGCUUGAGCUCAUGCCGGAGACCCUCUACCUUGCGGUGUACAUCAUCGACCGGUACCUCUCGAUGCAGCGGCCCGUGCUUCGAAGUGAGCUGCAGAUGGUAUGCGCCUCGGCCCUGCUGAUCGCUUGCAAGUACGAGGAGGAGGACGCCUGGGAUCCAGAGGUGGAGGUUUUCGUCUAUAUAUUAAACGACGUCUACACCAGGGAGCAGAUACUGGGGACGGAGAUGGCCAUUCUGAACAAGCUUGAAUGGAACCUGUCAGUUCCUACACAUUACGUGUUCCUCUCGCGCUUUGCCAGGGCCGCGUCCUCCUCACAUCUGAAGAACGACGAGGAGAUGGAGAACAUGGUGUUCUUUUUUGCUGAACUGGCGCUGCUGCAAUAUGCGCUGGUGCCGUCCAAGCCCUCCAUGGUUGCUGCCGCUGCUGCCUAUGCAGCCAGGCUCACACUCAAGAAGACGCCUCUAUGGACUGAGACUCUCGAGCACCAUACUGGCUUUACCGAGUCUCAGCUAAUGGAUAGUGUAAAGAUCCUGGUGACCGCACACUCGGCUGCACCUGAGAGCAAGUUGAAGGUGGUUUAUGAGAAGUAUUCCAGCGAAAAGUUGGGAGGAGUUGCCCUGCGCCCACCUGCAAUCGACUUCUGCAAAUAA
Molecule: messenger RNA, 1206 nt
Organism: Aegilops tauschii subsp. strangulata
Lineage: Eukaryota; Viridiplantae; Streptophyta; Magnoliopsida; Poales; Poaceae
Source: RefSeq, a predicted model, not a curated record